Messenger RNA from Aspergillus sclerotioniger CBS 115572, 659 nucleotides. RefSeq lists its product as uncharacterized. The coding region runs from base 142 to 540 and encodes 132 amino acids. The record is from RefSeq and is a predicted model, not a curated record. NCBI's taxonomy places the organism in Eukaryota, Fungi, Ascomycota, Eurotiomycetes, Eurotiales, Aspergillaceae. The transcript has a single exon.
GAAUAAUACUACACAGUACUACUUAUGUACUAUAGCACGUGGGUGCCUCCGCGCGAUGAGGGAAAUGCCCGGGAAGAAGGAACGCCCGCCCGGAUGAAGUCAUCAUGAUGGUAAAGAUGGGUUCUGUUGUGACGGCCCCGUAUGGUCACCACCCGCCCAGUUGCCCGUAAGAUUACCGCGGCGGAGGUCACCGCCCGUACGAGGGAGGCUACCUUACGAGCAGCUCCCGGGGUUCGGCGCCAGUUUCAGCUCGGCUUCACUUACUUGACUUCACCAACAUCUCUCUCGAGUCUCUGCUUAUCCACAAUCCCCCUCGGGGCUUCCUUCUGGGUUUCCGGUUUCUGUCUGGGGGGUAUUUUUUUCCUUCCUCGCUCCAUCCAUCUUCUUCUGUUCUCCAUUCUUUCUCGUCUCUUCUCUUUCUCUCUCCUCUCUCCCCUCUCCCCUCUCCCCUCUCUCUCCCCCUCUUCUCGCAUCAACCCACCCACCCUUCUCUGGUCAGUGCAGCAGCGGUCCACACGCAGGCUGCCUGGACUGAACUGAACUUCCCGUUCCUUGACGUGGGCAGCUAUCAUUGGGCCUCACCCGGGCCCUCCCCUGACUGGCCGAUCGGGUCCCCCUCGACGAUUCGAUUCCGACUUCUUUCUUCUGCCUUAGCCCGU